Molecule: messenger RNA, 2201 nt
Organism: Corylus avellana
Lineage: Eukaryota; Viridiplantae; Streptophyta; Magnoliopsida; Fagales; Betulaceae
Product: Ankyrin repeat family protein
Cellular component (GO): plasma membrane
Molecular function (GO): protein binding
Source: RefSeq, a predicted model, not a curated record
CUGGCCUCCCUCUUUACACUCCAACGCAGAAAUGACACACCGGGGUCCUCUCUCCUUUCAAAGACGCGAGGAAAACUUUCCGGAGAAAAAAAGAAAUUUUUUUGUCUUUUUCCAUUGAAUGAUUACUGAUAAUCCCAAUACUGUCCAUAUUUUCUCUGCUUUUUUCUUCAUCACAUCCAUGAAAAGUUGAAGCUUGGGGAGUAUCAUGGACUCUCACUCUCUGCGUUUUAUCACCCACCACUCCUUCUUCUCUGCCCUUCGAUCCGGCAACCUCGACUCCGUCAAGCGCCUCGUGGAUGAGCUGACCGGAGACAACCCCUCAGAUGGGUCCGCGGUCGCCGAUCUUAUGGCUCUGCAGAACGACGCAGGCGAGACCGCCCUCUACGUGGCUGCUGAGAAUAAUCUGCUGGAACUUUUCAGAUUCUUGCUCAAGUUCUCUGAUAUGAAGACUCUAAUGAUCAGGUCCAAGUCUGAUAUGGACGCUUUUCACGUCGCCGCUAAGCAAGGCCACCUGGGGAUUGUGAAGGAACUUUUGGGCAUUUGGCCGGAGCUUUGUAAGUUGUGUGAUUCAUCAAACACUUGCCCCCUCUAUUCAGCUGCUGUUAAGGACCAUUUGGAAGUGGUGAAUGCCAUCUUGGAUGCUGAUUCCAGCUCAAUUAGGAUAGUAAGGAAAAAUGGGAAGACUGCAUUGCACACUGCUGCUAGGUAUGGUUACCUACGUAUUGUAAAAGCACUUAUAGACCACGAUCCAGGAAUAGUCAGCAUCAAAGAUAAGAAGGGACAAACAGCACUCCAUAUGGCUGUUAAAGGUCAGUGUCCUUCAGUUGUCGAGGAGAUAUUGUCUGCCGAUUGCUCUAUACUUAAUGAACGUGACAAGAAGGGCAAUACAGCUUUGCACAUAGCCACAAGGAAAGGCCGUUCACAGAUAGUAGGCCUUUUGCUGAGCUAUAAAUCUGUUCAUGUCAACACAAUUAACAGUCAGCAGGAGACCGCUAUGGAUUUGGCCAAUAAACUGAAUUAUGGAGAAUCAGCAUUGGAAAUUAAGGAAUUUCUAGAAGAAGCUGGUGCCAAGCUUGCUAGGCAUGUUGGCCAAGUGGAUGCAGCAAUGGAACUCAAAAGGACUGUGAGUGAUAUAAAGCAUGAGGUGCACUCGCAACUCAAGGAAAAUGAACAAACCCGCCGCCGAGUUUCUGGUAUUGCCAAGGAGUUAAAGAAACUUCACAGAGAGGCUGUUCAAAACACCACUAAUUCUAUCACAGUUGUUGCUGUUCUCUUUGCCUCGAUCGCUUUCUUGGCUAUAUUCAACUUGCCCGGCCAAUACUUUACGGAUGGAUCAAAUGUGGGGAAGGCUAAAAUAGCUGACAAUGUUGCUUUCCGAGUGUUCUGCCUUUUAAAUGCUACAUCUCUCUUCAUUUCUCUAGCCGUUGUUGUGGUUCAAAUCACCUUGGUGGCCUGGGACACUAGGGCUCAGAAGCAGGUUGUGUCAGUUGUUAACAAACUAAUGUGGGCUGCCUGUGCCUGCACUUGUGGGGCUUUUCUAUCAAUAGCUUUUGUAGUUGUUGGAAACCGAAAGUGGAUGGCUAUUACUAUAACGCUUAUGGGAGCACCGCUUCUUGUGGGGACUCUUGCAAGCAUGUGCUACUUUGUUUUCCGACAACGCUUUGGGAGUUUCCGCAGUGACUCCCAGAGACGCAUCAAAAGGGCAAGUGGGAGCAAGUCUUUCUCAUGGUCCGUGUACUCUGCAAAUAUAUCAGAUCUUGAUGACCAUAACUCUGAUUUUGAGAAAAUCUAUGCUCUUUAGACUGUUGAGUUAUCUUAUCUGCACAACGUCUAAUACCACUGAAUGUUCAUCUGAAUGCAAGUAGUGUGAGGUAUGCAAUUUCGAUAUUGUGGCCGCUCAAGGAAUCGAUGGUUGGUUUCGCCCCUAUCAUGGUCAACCAAGAAUGAUGUAUAUUCACAAACAUUGUAGUAUUAUGUUAGUUCAGUCCAUGUGAGAGUUUGCAUGUUUCCACCACAUUGUUUGCUGAUUGUGACAGGACCAGUUGGACUCUUCAUGUUCAAAGACAAAGAAUGAUGUAUAUUUACUUAUUUAGGCGCACUGAAAUGUAUUAUGUAGUUCAGUGUAUGUGAGUAUGUAUAUGUUUCCAGCAAAUUGCUUGCUGAUUGUGAUAGAACCAAUUAGAUUGCGUCUUUUGCUAGUC